This is a messenger RNA of Enhydra lutris kenyoni (northern sea otter), 786 nucleotides long. RefSeq names its product leucine rich repeat containing 18. The coding region runs from base 1 to 786 and encodes 261 amino acids. The record is from RefSeq and is a predicted model, not a curated record. The transcript is spliced from 2 exons. NCBI's taxonomy places the organism in Eukaryota, Metazoa, Chordata, Mammalia, Carnivora, Mustelidae. Gene Ontology annotation, molecular function: protein binding.
AUGGCCAAGGGCGGGAAAGGCCCUAAGGGCAAGAAGAUCACCCUCAAAGUGGCCAAGAAUUGUAUCAAAAUCACAUUUGAUGGGAGAAAACGCCUUGACUUGAGCAAGAUGGGAAUUACCAAUUUCCCCAAGUGUAUCCUGAGACUGAAUGAUGUGGAUGAGCUCGACCUUAGCCGGAAUAUGAUCAGAAAAAUCCCUGAAUCAAUCUCCAAGUUCCAGAACCUGCGGUGGCUGGACCUGCACAGCAACUAUAUCGACAAGCUUCCUGAGUCCCUUGGCCAGAUGACGACUCUGCUCUACCUCAAUGUCAGCAACAACAGGCUCAUCACCAAUGGGCUGCCUGUGGAGCUCAAUCAGCUCAAGAAUAUCCGCACCUUGAACCUAGGCUUGAACCACCUGGACAGUGUGCCCACCACCCUGGGUGCUCUGAAGGAGCUCCAUGAGGUGGGGCUCUAUGACAACCUGCUGACCAGCAUCCCCAACAGCAUCUCCAAGCUCCCCAAGCUCAAAAAGCUCAACAUAAAGCGAAACCCCUUUCCCAAGUCGGAGGAGUCAGACACAUUCAUAGAUACCAUCAAGAGGCUGGACAACUUAUAUCUGGUGGAAGACAAAGAUCUGUGUUCAAAUUGCCUGAGAAAAUGCCAACAGGCCCGGGACAAGCUGAACAAAAUCAAGAAUAUGGCCACGGGAGCACCGAAAAAGGCCAUCUUUUCCAAUCUGGUCUCACCCAAUUCCAUGGCCAAGGAUUCCCAGGAAGACUGGAGGAUCCGUUCAACAUCUCCCUAG